CGGCCGCCACUGCCGAGCCGGGCUCAGAUCGCUGAAACCGCACCCCACCCCCGCCAACUCCAAAGCCGCGUACGAACUAAUGGCUGAAGGAUAAAUCAACAUGGCAACUAUGGUUCCACCAGUGAAACUGAAAUGGCUUGAGCACCUAAACAGCUCCUGGAUUACAGAGGACAGUGAAUCUAUUGCUACAAGAGAGGGAGUUGCUGUUUUAUAUUCUAAGUUGGUUAGCAAUAAGGAAGUAGUACCUUUGCCCCAACAAGUUUUAUGCCUCAAAGGACCACAAUUGCCAGACUUUGAACGUGAGUCUCUUUCAAGUGAUGAGCAGGACCACUAUUUGGAUGCCCUUCUUAGCAGCCAGCUAGCACUAGCAAAGAUGGUAUGUUCAGAUUCCCCAUUUGCUGGGGCACUUCGAAAACGAUUGCUUGUACUCCAACGUGUCUUUUAUGCACUUUCUAAUAAAUACCAUGACAAAGGCAAAGUGAAACAGCAGCAGCAUUCUCCAGAGAGCAGCUCUGGUUCAGCAGAUGUCCAUUCUGUUAGUGAACGUCCCCGAUCAAGCACUGAUGCACUUAUAGAAAUGGGUGUUCGAACUGGCCUAAGUUUAUUAUUUGCACUUCUAAGACAAAGUUGGAUGAUGCCUGUUUCAGGACCUGGUCUUAGUCUUUGCAAUGAUGUUAUUCAUACUGCAAUUGAAGUUGUGAGCUCUUUGCCACCAUUAUCUUUAGCAAAUGAAAGCAAGAUUCCUCCUAUGGGUUUGGACUGCUUAUCACAAGUAACAACAUUUCUUAAAGGAGUAACUAUUCCUAAUUCUGGAGCAGACAUAUUAGGUCGUAGAUUAGCUUCUGAGUUGCUGCUUGGUUUAGCAGCUCAGCGAGGCUCUUUGCGGUAUCUUCUUGAAUGGAUAGAAAUGGCUUUGGGGGCGUCAGCGGUUGUAAAUACUAUGGAGAAAAGCAAACUACUGUCAAGCCAGGAAGGAAUGAUCAGCUUUGACUGCUUCAUGACUAUACUAACGCAGAUGAGGCGUUCUUUGGGUUCAUCUGCUGAUCGGAGUCAGUGGAGGGAGCCAACUAGAACAUCUGAUGGCUUGUGCUCACUCUAUGAGGCAGCAUUAUGUCUCUUCGAAGAGGUUUGCAGAAUGGCUUCUGAUUACUCAAGAACAUGUGCUAGCCCAGAUAGCAUUCAGACUGGUGAUGCUCCUAUUGUCUCAGAAACCUGUGAGGUUUAUGUUUGGGGUAGCAACAGCAGCCAUCAGUUGGUAGAAGGCACACAGGAGAAAAUAUUGCAACCCAAACUGGCUCCUAGUUUCUCUGAUGCUCAGACCAUUGAAGCUGGACAAUACUGCACUUUUGUCAUUUCUACGGAUGGCUCUGUCAGAGCUUGCGGUAAAGGCAGCUAUGGGAGACUGGGCCUUGGAGAUUCCAAUAAUCAGUCUACGUUAAAAAAGUUAACAUUUGAGCCUCACAGGUCCAUUAAAAAGGUUUCAUCAUCUAAAGGAUCUGAUGGUCAUACUUUAGCUUUUACAACAGAAGGAGAAGUCUUCAGUUGGGGAGACGGUGAUUAUGGGAAACUGGGACAUGGAAAUAGUUCAACACAGAAAUAUCCCAAGCUUAUUCAGGGCCCUCUACAGGGAAAGGUGGUUGUUUGUGUGUCAGCUGGAUAUAGACAUAGUGCUGCUGUCACAGAGGAUGGUGAAUUAUAUACGUGGGGUGAAGGAGACUUUGGAAGAUUGGGUCACGGUGACAGUAAUAGCCGUAACAUUCCAACAUUAGUAAAAGACAUUAGCAAUGUAGGAGAGGUUUCUUGUGGCAGCUCACAUACUAUUGCUUUAUCUAAGGAUGGGAGAACCGUAUGGUCUUUUGGAGGAGGAGACAAUGGCAAACUUGGCCAUGGUGAUACCAACAGAGUAUAUAAACCUAAAGUUAUUGAAGCUUUACAAGGAAUGUUCAUUCGCAAAGUUUGUGCUGGGAGCCAGUCUUCACUUGCUUUGACAUCAACAGGGCAGGUCUAUGCAUGGGGGUGUGGAGCUUGUCUAGGUUGUGGUUCUUCAGAAGCGACUGCUUUGAGACCCAAACUUAUUGAAGAACUGGCUGCUACAAGAAUAGUUGAUAUUUCUAUUGGAGACAGUCAUUGUUUGGCUCUUUCUCAUGAUAAUGAAGUUUAUGCCUGGGGCAAUAAUUCUAUGGGGCAGUGUGGCCAAGGCAAUUCUACAGGUCCUAUUACUAAACCAAAGAAAGUGAGUGGCUUAGAUGGUAUAGCUAUUCAGCAGAUUUCAGCUGGAACAUCACAUAGUUUGGCAUGGACUGCUCUUCCUAGGGACAGACAAGUUGUUGCAUGGCACCGACCUUAUUGUGUAGAUCUUGAAGAGAGUACCUUCUCACAUCUGCGUUCUUUUCUUGAAAGAUACUGUGAUAAAAUAAACAGUGAGAUUCCACCACUCCCUUUCCCUUCAUCAAGGGAACACCACAAUUUUCUCAAGCUGUGCUUGAAACUACUUUCCAAUCACCUUGCUCUUGCACUUGCGGGAGGGGUAGCUACCAGCAUUCUUGGGAGGCAGGCAGGUCCGCUUCGAAAUUUGCUCUUCAGACUGAUGGACUCAACUGUCCCAGAUGAAAUCCAAGAGGUGGUAAUUGAAACUCUGUCAGUGGGAGCAACCAUGCUAUUACCUCCAUUACGAGAACGGAUGGAAUUGCUUCAUUCUCUUUUACCCCAAGGACCUGAUAGGUGGGAAAGCUUAUCUAAAGGACAGAGAAUGCAACUGGAUAUCAUUCUGACCAGUUUGCAAGAUCAUACCCAUGUAGCCUCCCUACUUGGCUAUAGUUCGCCCUCUGAUGCUGCAGACCUCUCCUCUGUAUGUACUGGCUAUGGAAACUUGUCAGAUCAACCUUACGGCACUCAGAGUUGUCAUCCAGAUACCCACCUGGCUGAAAUUUUGAUGAAGACCCUCCUAAGAAAUUUAGGAUUUUAUACAGAUCAAGCAUUUGGAGAGCUAGAAAAGAACAGUGAUAAAUUUCUACUUGGAACAUCAUCAUCAGAGAACAGUCAGCCUGCUCAUCUUCAUGAACUUCUGUGUUCAUUACAGAAACAGCUGCUGGCAUUUUGCCAUAUCAAUAACAUUAGUGAGAACUCAAGCAGUGUGGCCUUGCUUCAUAAACAUCUUCAGCUCUUGUUGCCUCAUGCCACAGAUAUUUAUUCACGUUCUGCAAAUUUGCUCAAAGAAAGUCCUUGGAAUGGCAGUGUUGGAGAAAAAUUAAGAGAUGUGAUAUACGUCUCAGCUGCAGGCAGUAUGCUCUGUCAGAUUGUUAACUCCCUGCUGUUACUCCCUGUGUCGGUGGCUCGGCCUUUACUGAGUUACCUCCUUGAUCUAUUGCCACCUCUUGAUUGCCUUAAUAGACUUCUGCCAGCUGCAGAUCUUUUAGAAGACCAAGAGUUACAAUGGCCUCUUCAUGGAGGGCCAGAACUAAUUGAUCCUGCUGGUGUGCCAUUACCUCAGCCAGCCCAGUCCUGGGUGUGGCUUGUGGAUCUAGAAAGAACAAUUGCUCUCCUUAUUGGUCGUUGUCUUGGUGGCAUGCUUCAGGGCUCCCCUGUGUCUCCAGAGGAACAGGACACUGCAUAUUGGAUGAAAACACCACUUUUCAGUGACGGUGUAGAAAUGGACACCCCUCAGUUAGAUAAAUGUAUGAGUUGCCUGUUAGAAGUAGCUCUUUCGGGAAAUGAAGAGCAGAAGCCUUUUGAUUACAAAUUACGGCCUGAGAUUGCUGUCUUUGUGGACUUGGCAUUGGGUUGUUCUAAAGAGCCUGCUCGAAGCCUUUGGAUCAGCAUGCAGGAUUAUGCCGUUAGUAAAGAUUGGGACAGUGCAACUUUAAGUAAUGAGUCACUCUUGGACACUGUGUCUAGAUUUGUUCUUGCAGCUCUUCUGAAACACACAAAUUUACUUAGUCAAGCAUGUGGAGAAAGCCGAUAUCAACCUGGUAAAAGCUUAUCAGAAGUGUACCGUUGUGUAUACAAAGUUCGAAGUCGUUUACUUGCUUGCAAGAACCUUGAACUUAUUCAAACCAGGUCAUCAUCACGAGACAGAUGGGUAAAGUUGGAAAUCAAUUACCUUGUUUUUGUGUUGCAUGUUACAGAAAUCUUUCAGUGUUUCCUCUCAGCCCGUGAAGUAGCUCGUAGCCGAGAUCGAGAUAGAAUGAACAGUGGGGCAGGGUCUGGGACUCGAGCUGAUGAUCCACCUCCUCAGUCCCAACAAGAGCGAAGGGUCAGCACAGACCUUCCUGAGGGUCAGGAUGUGUACACUGCUGCCUGCAACUCUGUGAUCCAUCGGUGUGCCCUGUUAAUAUUAGGAGUAAGUCCUGUGAUCGAUGAGCUUCAGAAAAGAAGGGAAGAAGGACACUUGCAACAGCCUUCCACAAGUGCCUCUGAAGGGUGUGGCCUUAUGACCAGGAGUGAAAGUCUUACAGCAGAAAACCGGCUAGUCCACGCAAGUCCAAAUUAUAGACUGAUCAAAUCGAGGAGUGAAUCUGAUUUGUCCCAGCCUGAAUCAGAUGAAGAAAGUUAUGCACUGAGUGGCAGACGAAAUGCUGAUUUGGAUUUGGCAUCAUCUCAUAGAAAGAGAGGUCCCAUGCACAGUCAGUUGGAAUCCCUGAGUGACUCUUGGACUCGCCUGAAACAUAGCAGAGACUGGUUGUGUAACUCCUCUUACUCCUUUGAGUCUGAUUUUGAUCUUACCAAGUCUUUGGGAGUUCACACUUUGAUUGAAAAUGUUGUAAGCUUUGUGAGUGGAGAUGUGGGGAAUGCCCCAGGUUUUAAAGAGCCAGAAGAAAGUAUGUCUACAAGUCCCCAGGCUUCUAUCAUUGCAAUGGAACAGCAACAGUUAAGGGCAGAACUUCGCUUAGAGGCACUUCAUCAGAUCCUCGUUCUAUUGUCUGGGAUGGAGGAAAAAGGUAGCAUCUCACUGGCAGGAAGCAGGUCAAGUUCAGGCUUCCAGUCAUCUACACUACUCACGUCUGUAAGGCUACAAUUUCUAGCAGGGUGUUUUGGUUUAGGAACUGUUGGACACACUGGAACCAAAGGAGAGAGUGGUCGAUUGCAUCACUACCAAGAUGGGAUCAGAGCAGCUAAGAGAAAUAUUCAGAUUGAAAUCCAGGUAGCUGUGCAUAAGAUUUAUCAACAGUUGUCUGCUACCCUGGAAAGAGCCCUUCAAGCAAACAAGCAUCAUAUUGAAGCCCAGCAGCGUCUCCUUUUGGUUACAGUUUUCGCCCUGAGUGUUCAUUAUCAACCAGUGGAUGUUUCUUUGGCAAUUUCCACUGGUCUGCUAAACGUAUUGUCCCAGUUAUGUGGCACAGACACUAUGCUAGGACAGCCCCUGCAGUUGUUGCCGAAGACGGGUGUUUCCCAGCUUAGCACAGCUUUGAAAGUGGCCAGUACAAGGUUGCUCCAGAUUUUAGCCAUCACUACAGGGACCUAUGCUGAUAAACUGAGCCCCAAGGUAGUUCAGUCCUUAUUGGAUCUACUCUGUAGUCAAUUGAAGAAUUUGUUGUCUCAAACUGGUGUACUACUUAUGGCCUCUUUUGGAGAAGGGGAACAAGAAGAGGGUGAAGAAGAAGAAAAAAAAGUUGACACCAGUGGAGAAACUGAAAAGAAAGAUUUCAGAGCUACUCUUAGGAAACAACAUGCAGCUGAACUCCAUCUGGGGGAUUUUUUAGUUUUUCUUCGCAGAGUUGUAUCUUCAAAAGCAAUUCAAUCAAAAAUGGCUUCCCCAAAGUGGACAGAAGUCCUUUUAAAUAUAGCAUCUCAGAAGUGUUCUUCAGGUAUUCCUCUAGUUGGUAACUUAAGAACAAGACUCCUUGCACUUCAUGUCCUUGAAGCUGUGCUACCAGCUUGUGAAUCCGGUGUGGAAGAUGAUCAGAUGGCCCAGAUUGUUGAACGCUUAUUUUCCCUUCUAUCGGAUUGUAUGUGGGAGACACCCAUUGCUCAGGCCAAACAUGCUAUUCAGAUAAAGGAAAAAGAACAAGAAAUAAAAUUACAGAAGCAGGGAGAGUUGGAGGAAGAAGAUGAGAAUCUUCCUAUCCAAGAAGUAUCUUUUGAUCCAGAGAAAGCUCAAUGUUGUUUAGUGGAGAAUGGACAGAUUUUAACUCAUGGCAGUGGAGGAAAAGGAUAUGGAUUGGCAUCAACUGGAGUAACUUCAGGGUGCUAUCAGUGGAAGUUUUACAUUGUGAAGGAAAACAGAGGUAAUGAAGGUACAUGUGUUGGAGUUUCUCGCUGGCCAGUACAUGACUUUAACCACCGCACUACCUCAGAUAUGUGGCUCUAUAGGGCCUACAGUGGUAACCUCUAUCACAAUGGAGAACAAACUCUCACACUGUCCAGCUUUACUCAAGGAGAUUUCAUUACCUGUGUGUUAGAUAUGGAAGCCAGGACCAUUUCCUUUGGGAAAAAUGGAGAGGAACCCAAAUUAGCUUUUGAAGAUGUGGAUGCAGCAGAGUUGUACCCAUGUGUAAUGUUCUAUAGUAGCAACCCAGGCGAAAAGGUGAAAAUUUGUGAUAUGCAGAUGCGUGGCACACCCCGAGACUUACUUCCAGGAGACCCCAUAUGUAGCCCAGUAGCAGCAGUACUGGCUGAGGCCACUAUUCAGCUCAUCCGUAUCCUUCACCGAACAGACCGUUGGACUUACUGUAUUAACAAAAAAAUGAUGGAAAGGCUGCACAAAAUUAAGAUAUGUAUUAAAGAGUCAGGUCAGAAGCUAAAGAAAAGCCGCUCGGUUCAGAGCCGAGAGGAAAGUGAAAUGAGAGAGGAGAAGGAAAACAAAGAGGAAGAGAAAGGUAAACAUAAUAGACAUGGCCUUGCUGACCUCUCAGAGCCACAGCUGAGGACUCUUUGCAUAGAGGUGUGGCCCGUGCUGGCUGUGAUAGGAGGAGUUGAUGCUGGUCUUAGAGUUGGAGGUCGGUGUGUUCACAAGCAAACUGGGCGCCAUGCCACGCUGCUGGGAGUGGUCAAAGAGGGCAGCACGUCUGCCAAGGUCCAAUGGGAUGAAGCAGAAAUUACCAUCAGCUUCCCAACUUUUUGGUCGCCUAGUGAUACUCCAUUGUAUAAUCUGGAACCCUGUGAACCAUUGCCGUUUGACGUGGCGCGAUUCCGAGGCCUGACUGCGUCUGUGCUGCUGGACCUAACAUAUCUGACUGGCAUUCAUGAAGACAUGGGAAAACAGAGCGCCAAGCGACACGAAAAGAAACACCGGCAUGAGUCUGAGGAGAAAGGGGAUGUUGAGCAGAAACCGGAGAGUGAAUCUGCCUUAGAUACACGAACAGGCUUAACAUCUGAUGAUGUCAAAAGUCUGGGUACCACAAGCUCCAAAUCAGAAAAUGAAAUAGCUUCAUUUUCUUUAGAUCCAACACUGCCAGGUGUGGAAUCCCAACAUCAGAUAACAGAAGGAAAAAGAAAAAAUCACGAACACAUGUCCAAAAAUCAUGACAUAGCUCAGUCCGAAAUCAGAGCAGUCCAGCUGUCGUAUCUUUACCUCGGUGCUAUGAAAUCACUUAGUGCUCUUCUUGGCUGUAGUAAAUAUGCUGAGCUAUUGCUCAUACCAAAAGUUCUGGCUGAAAAUGGCCACAACUCAGACUGUGCAAGUUCUCCAGUUGUUCACGAAGAUGUGGAGAUGCGUGCAGCCCUGCAGUUCUUGAUGCGACACAUGGUGAAGCGAGCAGUCAUGCGGUCGCCUAUAAAGAGAGCAUUGGGAUUAGCUGAUCUGGAGCGAGCUCAAGCCAUAAUCUAUAAAUUAGUGGUCCAUGGGCUUUUGGAAGAUCAGUUUGGGGGCAAAAUUAAGCAAGAGGUUGAUCAACAAGCUGAGGAAAGUGACCAAGCCCAGCAGGCACAGACACCGGUUACCACUAGUCCAUCAGCAUCGAGCACGACUUCCUUUAUGAGCAGCUCCCUGGAGGACACCACAACUGCCACCACUCCAGUCACUGACACAGAAACAGUACCUGCAUCUGAGUCCCCAGGAGUGAUGCCACUUAGUCUUCUCAGGCAAAUGUUCUCUAGUUACCCAACUACCACUGUCCUUCCUACACGUCGUGCACAAACUCCUCCAAUAUCAUCAUUACCAACCUCUCCUUCUGAUGAAGUUGGAAGAAGGCAAAGCUUAACUUCUCCUGAUUCCCAGUCAGCAAGGCCAGCUAACCGUACAGCCUUGUCAGACCCAAGCAGCAGACUUUCAACUUCUCCUCCUCCUCCAGCAAUUGCAGUCCCCUUACUGGAAAUGGGGUUCUCUCUUCGGCAAAUCGCCAAAGCCAUGGAAGCUACAGGUGCUCGAGGAGAGGCUGAUGCCCAGAAUAUCACUGUCCUUGCCAUGUGGAUGAUAGAGCACCCUGGGCAUGAGGAUGAGGAAGAGCCGCAGUCAGGCAGCACAUCAGAUUCUAGGCAUGGAGCAACCGUUCUAGGCAGUGGUGGAAAGUCAAAUGAUCCCUGUUAUUUGCAGUCACCAGGAGACAUACCAUCAGCUGAUGCUGCUGAAAUGGAGGAAGGCUUUAGUGAAAGCCCUGAUAAUUUGGAUCAUACAGAGAAUGCAGCUUCUGGAAGUGGACCACCAGCCAGGGGUCGCUCAGCAGUAACAAGAAGGCACAAGUUCGAUUUAGCUGCUCGCACCCUGCUAGCAAGAGCAGCGGGGUUAUACCGCUCUGUGCAGGCCCACAGGAAUCAAAGUCGGAGAGAAGGAAUAUCUUUGCAGCAAGACCCAGGGGCAUUGUAUGACUUUAAUUUAGAUGAGGAAUUGGAAAUUGAUCUUGAUGAUGAAGCAAUGGAAGCUAUGUUUGGACAAGACCUGACCAGUGACAAUGAUAUUCUGGGAAUGUGGAUCCCAGAGGUACUGGAUUGGCCUACCUGGCAUGUUUGUGAAUCUGAAGACAGGGAAGAAGUAGUGGUGUGUGAAUUGUGUGAAUGCAGCGUUGUCAGCUUCAAUCAACACAUGAAGAGAAACCACCCAGGCUGUGGACGCAGUGCAAACCGCCAGGGAUAUCGCAGCAAUGGCUCCUAUGUGGAUGGCUGGUUUGGUGGUGAAUGUGGAAGUGGAAAUCCAUACUACCUGUUAUGCGGCAGCUGCAGGGAGAAGUACUUAGCCCUGAAAACCAAAUCCAAGACAACAAGUUCUGAAAGGUACAAGGGACAAGCUCCAGAUCUAAUUGGCAAGCAGGACAGUGUAUAUGAAGAAGACUGGGACAUGUUGGAUGUUGAUGAAGAUGAAAAGCUAACAGGUGAAGAAGAAUUUGAAUUGCUUGCUGGACCACUUGGUUUAAAUGACCGGCGCAUUGUACCAGAACCAGUUCAGUUCCCUGAUAGUGACCCACUAGGGGCAUCAGUAGCAAUGGUCACAGCCACUAACAGUAUGGAAGAAACUCUGAUGCAAAUAGGUUGCCAUGGCUCUGUAGAAAAGAGUUCCUCUGGGAGAAUAACAUUAGGAGAGCAGGCAGCUGCCCUCGCAAACCCUCAUGACCGCGUGGUGGCUUUAAGGAGAGUGACUGCUGCUGCUCAAGUUCUUCUGGCCAGAACCAUGGUCAUGAGAGCACUGUCUCUUCUCUCAGUCAGUGGUUCCAGUUGUAGCCUGGCUGCUGGUCUUGAGUCGCUGGGGCUAACAGAUAUCCGAACACUGGUUCGAUUAAUGUGCUUGGCUGCAGCAGGUAGAGCUGGCCUCUCCACCAGCCCAUCUGCCAUGGCAAGUACGUCAGAACGCUCCCGAGGCGGGCAUAGCAAGGCCAACAAGCCAAUCUCUUGCCUGGCCUACCUGAGUACAGCAGUGGGAUGUCUGGCAUCAAAUACUCCUAGUGCUGCAAAACUGCUGGUACAAUUGUGUACACAGAACUUGAUUUCUGCUGCAACAGGUGUAAAUCUAACCACAGUUGAUGAUCCAAUUCAGCGAAAGUUUUUACCCAGCUUUCUCCGAGGAAUUGCUGAAGAGAAUAAGCUAGUAACCUCCCCAAAUUUUGUUGUAACUCAGGCCCUUGUAGCUUUACUAGCAGACAAAGGGGCCAAACUAAGACCUAACUAUGAUAAAUCAGAAGUUGAAAAGAAAGGCCCUCUGGAGCUGGCUAAUGCCCUGGCAGCCUGCUGCCUCUCCUCCAGGCUGUCCUCACAGCAUAGACAAUGGGCUGCUCAACAACUUGUGCGCACUCUUGCUGCACACGACCGUGACAACCAAACAACUCUACAAACACUUGCUGAUAUGGGAGGAGAUCUCAGAAAAUGCUCCUUUAUCAAGUUGGAAGCUCAUCAGAACAGAGUAAUGACAUGUGUUUGGUGUAAUAAAAAAGGUCUCUUGGCUACAAGUGGCAAUGAUGGCACCAUCCGGGUAUGGAAUGUUACCAAGAAGCAAUAUUCACUGCAACAGACCUGUGUGUUCAACAGACUGGAAGGGGAUGCUGAGGAAAGCCUGGGUUCACCCAGUGAUCCAAGUUUCUCACCUGUUUCCUGGAGUAUCAGUGGCAAAUAUCUAGCUGGGGCUUUGGAAAAGAUGGUGAAUAUCUGGCAAGUUAAUGGAGGAAAGGGAUUAGUAGAUAUUCAGCCUCAUUGGGUAUCUGCCCUGGCUUGGCCAGAAGAGGGUCCAGCUGCUGCCUGGUCAGGAGAGUCUCCAGAAUUAUUGUUGGUAGGACGGAUGGAUGGAUCUCUAGGACUGAUUGAAGUUGUUGAUGUAUCUACCAUGCACCGUCGAGAAUUGGAGCAUUGCUAUAGAAAGGAUGUGUCUGUUACUUGCAUUGCUUGGUUCAGUGAAGACAGACCAUUUGCAGUGGGAUAUUUUGAUGGAAAAUUAUUAUUGGGGACAAAGGAACCACUUGAGAAAGGAGGAAUUGUUAUAAUUGAUGCACAUAAGGAUACUCUUGUUAGUAUGAAGUGGGACCCAACUGGUCAUAUUCUUAUGACAUGUGCUAAAGAAGAAAAUGUGAAACUCUGGGGGCCUAUAUCAGGAUGCUGGCGCUGUCUGCAAUCACUCUGUCAUCCAUCUAUUGUAAAUGGCAUCGCUUGGUGCAGCCUGCCAGGGAAAGGAUCCAAGUUGCAGUUACUGAUGGCUACUGGCUGUCAGAAUGGCUUAGUGUGUGUUUGGCGCAUUCCACAAGAUACCACACAGACCAGCGUGACUAGUUCAGAAGGAUGGUGGGAUCAGGAAUCAAAUUGCCAGGGUGGAUAUAGGAAAUCAGCAGGAGUCAAGUGUAUUUAUCAGCUGCGGGGACACAUCACUCCUGUUCGGACUGUUACCUUUAGUUCCGAUGGAUUGGCCCUGGUGUCUGGUGGACUAGGUGGACUCAUGAACAUUUGGUCUUUAAGGGAUGGCUCUGUCUUGCAAACUGUUGUGAUAGGUUCUGGAGCUAUUCAGACCACAGUGUGGAUUCCAGAAGUUGGGGUAGCUGCUUGCUCAAAUAGAUCAAAGGAUGUCUUGGUUGUGAAUUGUACAGCAGAAUGGGCUGCCGCCAAUCACGUUUUAGCAACCUGUAGAACAGCACUGAAACAACAAGGUGUUCUGGGAUUGAACAUGGCUCCCUGCAUGAGAGCGUUUCUGGAGCGGUUGCCUAUGAUGCUUCAGGAGCAGUAUGCCUAUGAAAAGCCUCAUGUGGUUUGUGGUGACCAGCUUGUUCACAGCCCCUAUAUGCAAUGUCUGGCUUCCCUUGCUGUGGGACUUCAUCUAGAUCAGCUAUUAUGUAACCCUCCAGUGCCACCACACCACCAGAACUGUCUCCCUGACCCUGCAUCCUGGAAUCCAAAUGAGUGGGCAUGGUUAGAAUGUUUCUCAACUACCAUUAAAGCUGCUGAAGCCCUGACCAAUGGAGCACAGUUUCCAGAAUCUUUUACUGUUCCAGAUCUAGAGCCUGUUCCAGAGGAUGAACUUGUAUUCCUAAUGGAUAACAGUAAAUGGAUUAAUGGCAUGGAUGAACAAAUUAUGUCCUGGGCAACUUCAAGACCUGAGGACUGGCACCUGGGAGGUAAAUGUGAUGUCUACUUGUGGGGCGCUGGCAGGCAUGGACAGCUGGCAGAAGCUGGAAGAAAUGUAAUGGUGCCUGCAGCAGCUCCUUCAUUCUCACAGGCCCAGCAGGUCAUAUGUGGUCAGAAUUGUACCUUUGUCAUCCAAGCCAAUGGCACAGUGUUGGCUUGUGGGGAAGGAAGUUACGGCAGAUUAGGACAAGGAAAUUCAGAUGACCUUCAUGUGCUGACAGUUAUUUCAGCCUUACAAGGCUUUGUGGUGACCCAGCUGGUGACUUCCUGUGGUUCUGAUGGGCACUCGAUGGCCCUAACUGAAAGUGGUGAGGUUUUUAGUUGGGGAGACGGUGACUAUGGUAAACUUGGCCACGGGAACAGCGACAGGCAGCGACGGCCCAGGCAGAUCGAGGCAUUACAAGGAGAAGAAGUGGUACAGAUGUCUUGUGGCUUUAAGCAUUCAGCAGUGGUAACUUCAGAUGGCAAGCUGUUUACUUUUGGGAAUGGUGACUAUGGUCGUCUAGGUCUUGGAAACACCUCUAACAAAAAACUUCCAGAGAGAGUGACUGCACUGGAGGGAUAUCAGAUUGGACAGGUGGCUUGUGGCUUAAACCACACAUUGGCAGUGUCAGCAGAUGGCUCCAUGGUCUGGGCUUUUGGAGAUGGUGACUAUGGAAAACUAGGCUUAGGAAAUUCCACUGCAAAAUCUUCACCUCAGAAAGUUGAUGUCCUUUGUGGAAUUGGAAUAAAAAAGGUUGCUUGUGGAACUCAGUUUUCUGUUGCUUUAACCAAAGAUGGUCAUGUAUAUACUUUUGGUCAAGAUCGCUUGAUCGGCUUGCCAGAGGGGCGUGCUCGCAAUCACAAUCGACCACAGCAAAUUCCUGUCCUGGCUGGAGUGGUCAUUGAAGAUGUAGCAGUUGGAGCUGAACACACACUUGCUUUGGCAUCAAAUGGAGAUGUGUACGCCUGGGGGAGCAAUUCAGAAGGACAGCUGGGCCUAGGCCACACCAACCAUGUUCGAGAACCAACCUUGGUAACAGUUCUACAAGGGAAAAACAUUCGGCAGAUCUCGGCUGGCCGUUGCCAUAGUGCUGCAUGGACAGCACCACCCGUGCCGCCAAGAGCACCAGGUGUGUCAGUACCUCUGCAGCUGGGCCUGCCUGAUGCAGUGCCCCCCCAGUAUGGAGCACUGAGAGAGGUGAGCAUCCACACCGUGCGGGCCAGGCUCCGGCUGCUUUACCACUUCUCCGACCUCAUGUACUCGUCCUGGAGGCUACUGAACCUCAGCCCCAACAACCAGAACAGCACAUCCCAUUAUAAUGCUGGAACUUGGGGCAUUGUACAGGGACAGCUUCGGCCUUUGUUAGCCCCAAGAGUCUACACUCUCCCAAUGGUGCGCUCCAUAGGAAAAACCAUGGUUCAGGGCAAAAACUAUGGACCUCAAAUUACUGUAAAGAGGAUAUCAACCAGAGGACGGAAGUGUAAACCCAUCUUUGUCCAAAUAGCAAGACAGGUGGUUAAAUUGAAUGCAUCAGACCUCCGUCUCCCUUCCCGGGCAUGGAAGGUUAAGCUAGUUGGAGAAGGGGCCGAUGACGCUGGAGGAGUGUUUGAUGACACCAUCACAGAGAUGUGCCAGGAACUUGAAACUGGUGUAGUUGACCUUCUUAUACCCUCUCCAAAUGCUACCGCAGAAGUGGGUUACAAUAGAGACAGGUUCCUUUUUAACCCCUCUGCCUGCCUCGAUGAACACUUAAUGCAAUUUAAGUUUUUGGGAAUUUUAAUGGGGGUUGCCAUUCGCACAAAGAAGCCUCUGGACCUCCACUUGGCUCCUCUGGUGUGGAAGCAGCUGUGCUGUGUCCCGCUCACCCUGGAGGACCUGGAGGAGGUGGAUCUGCUCUACGUGCAGACUCUCAACAGUAUUCUUCACAUUGAAGACAGUGGGAUUACCGAGGAGAGUUUCCAUGAGAUGAUUCCUCUUGAUUCUUUUGUUGGCCAGAGUGCUGAUGGCAAAAUGGUUCCUAUAAUCCCUGGUGGAAAUAGUAUCCCACUCACAUUUUCCAAUAGGAAGGAAUAUGUGGAGAGGGCCAUUGAGUAUCGGCUUCAUGAGAUGGACCGACAGGUGGCUGCAGUCCGAGAAGGAAUGUCCUGGAUUGUUCCUGUGCCACUGCUAUCCCUCCUCACAGCAAAACAGCUGGAGCAGAUGGUGUGUGGGAUGCCUGAGAUCUCUGUAGAAGUCUUGAAGAAAGUGGUACGGUACCGUGAGGUAGAUGAGCAGCACCAGCUGGUGCAGUGGUUCUGGCACACACUGGAAGAGUUCUCCAAUGAGGAGCGGGUGCUUUUUAUGAGGUUUGUGUCAGGAAGAUCUCGACUACCAGCGAACACUGCUGAUAUUUCUCAGAGAUUUCAAAUCAUGAAGGUUGAUAGGCCUUACGACAGUCUGCCUACCUCACAGACCUGCUUCUUCCAGUUGAGGCUUCCCCCCUACUCCAGCCAGCUGAUCAUGGCUGAGCGCCUGCGCUAUGCCAUCAACAACUGCCGCUCGAUCGACAUGGACAACUACAUGCUCUCAAGAAACGUGGACAAUGCUGAGGGCUCCGACACCGACUACUGACCACUGUGGGUGCUCUCACCCCCUCCUUUUUUCUCAAUAAUGCUCACUUCCAAUUUGAUGUUGAUAUACUUUUAUGGUAACUACAUAGAUGUUUUAGGAACAUAAAUCAACAUUAUAAACAGUGGCCACAUUUAGUUACCCUAAAUGUAACAAAGAAAUUAGAUGUUUUUAUUUUUCUGUGAUUGUACAAAAACAAAAAACAAAAACAAAGUGCUUUCAGUCAGGUUUCUCCCUCCAUAUUUUUGGUCACUUUUGAUAAGUUUGCAUGGAACCAUUUUGAUGCAUUUUUAGUUGGGAAUGAUACAUUUUUGUAAACCCACCCAGUGAACAUGAAAUUGUACAUUGUGUAUAAUUGUUCAUUAGAAAGGACAGUUUUACAUGAAUAUUCAUAUAUUUAUUUUGUUUUAAUUUGAAUUGCCUGUGCAGGGUUCCUUAUGCAGAGAAAUAAAGCAGAUUCAGGAAUCAGA
This is a messenger RNA of Otolemur garnettii (small-eared galago), 15027 nucleotides long. RefSeq names its product HECT and RLD domain containing E3 ubiquitin protein ligase family member 1 (gene HERC1). The record is from RefSeq and is a predicted model, not a curated record. Bases 101 to 14560 code for a protein of 4819 amino acids. NCBI's taxonomy places the organism in Eukaryota, Metazoa, Chordata, Mammalia, Primates, Galagidae. Gene Ontology annotation, molecular function: ubiquitin-protein transferase activity; protein binding. The transcript has 77 exons.